Messenger RNA from Myotis daubentonii (Daubenton's bat), 3131 nucleotides. RefSeq names its product serine palmitoyltransferase small subunit B (gene SPTSSB). Gene Ontology annotation, cellular component: serine palmitoyltransferase complex. Gene Ontology annotation, biological process: endoplasmic reticulum organization; ceramide biosynthetic process. Gene Ontology annotation, molecular function: serine C-palmitoyltransferase activity. The record is from RefSeq and is a predicted model, not a curated record. NCBI's taxonomy places the organism in Eukaryota, Metazoa, Chordata, Mammalia, Chiroptera, Vespertilionidae.
UUCAAAGGCACAGAAAUUAGCUGCCGGUGCAAAAGGGUUUGCUUUCUUCUUCGGUUUCAGACACACAAAAUAGCAAUGGGAUGCCCGUUGGCUAACUGCUGCCCUCCGAGCCCUGGGAUCACUUCGCAGGCUGCUGACUUUCCGACCACAGUCCCGCUGGGCGCCCCGGCUUCGGCCCCUCGCCGGUGUCUGCGGAGGGAUGCGCCCGGGCACUGGCUGUCUCCCGGCAGGUGAACGCCGGCCUGUAGGCUAAAGCCCCAGAGCGUCCACCUCGCGCCCCCAGGUUUUCUGCUCCUCCCCAACCCCUCCGAAGGAUGUGCCCCUUUAGCAGUGUCGGGGCUCCCAGCCCGAGGGUGGGGGGAGGGCGCCUCCCUAUCCCUCCUCCCCAUCCCCGCCUCGGCUGCGCUCGGGCUUUUACUGCAGUAGCCGGAGGUGACAGGGACGCCUCAGCCUCCUCGGCUGCUCUCAGAAGCCGCCUUCCCCAGCCUCCCCAGGGUCCUGCACCUGAGAGGCCGAGCCCGGGGGUGCUACGAGCCGCAGGAAACCGAAUUUUAGAAUGUGGAAAUCGCAGGGCGGCAUUCCUCCCGGGACCAGCCCGAGCGCCCAGCGCUGACAGCCAGAGGCAGCCUGUGGGAAGUUGGGACCGUAGAGCAAAGGGGGAGGGGAGUGGUGCAGCUCUGCGAGGAGUCGCUGGAGCAGCGCGGUUGGACACAAGUUUGCGUGGGAGUGUUUUCCUUUUGUCAAUAAUUAAUCGGUCUGGCAGAUUGGAGUUUUGGCAAUAGGGCAGGCGGCGGGGCCGAACACCCCACUCUGGGAGGCUCGGAGGCGCCGGGCGCAGGGGGAAGCUCGCACCAUCUGGAGAGGCGCCAAGGCGCUGGCGCUCACCUAAGCCGCAGAGAGGUACACCCAACCGGGAGAUGAAGAAACAGCAGCCCAGAGAGGAGAAGUAACCCAGAAUUAUUCCGUGGAGGAGCAAGAACAAGAACCCAAGCUUGGACCCUCCUAGGCAGCACCUCCCAGUCCUGUUUCCUCUAGCCUCUGGUAACCGCCACCCCACUUCAUCUAGAGUUCGACUACUCUAGAUGUGUCAUGACGGGCCUUCUGCAGCUUGAAGGAGCCAACCAUGGAUUUCAGGCGUGUGAAGGACUAUUUCUCCUGGCUCUACUAUCAAUACCAAAUCAUCAGCUGCUGUGCUGUCUUGGAGCCCUGGGAGCAAUCCAUGUUCAAUACCAUCUUGCUAACCAUUUUUGCUAUGGUGGUGUAUACUGCCUAUGUUUUUAUCCCAAUCCACAUCCGCCUGGCUUGGGAAUUUUUCUCCAAAAUCUGUGGCAUUCACAGUACACUUUCGAGUUGAUCUUGGUUGCGUUCUGUGAAUUGGCAGUGCACAUGUAUAUAUUGCUUACAACUCCUUGUUUUAGGUGAUUACUGUGUCUUCUUUCACUUUCUGAUCUAAAAAGCUCUCACUUCUCUAUGCACUCUUAGGUCCUGCCUGAAAUUUGAGAUAGAUGCCUCUUUAGGUUCUUUUGUACAUGUUACAUUGUGCAUCAGACCAAGAUAAUACAAUGACCUUACCUCACGUACCAUAUUUUCUCAACUUAAAUCUAUGACUUUAGUUGUUGUUUUUUUAAAUCAGGAAAUUUCAUAUAAAAUUUUUCUGUAAAGUAGGCUUAUGAGACCUAUCAGAAUCGUGUUUAAAAUAUCUGCUCCCUUGAUACCUAUUCUAUACUAAAGGAUAUAUUUUUAAAAAUGUGUUCAUAGGCUACUGUCAAAAGUAUCAGAUCCUUGUUUACAAUAUAAAGAUGUGAAUAAAUUAUAUGGGCCCCCUAAAGUAUUGUUUUUUUACUCAACUACUGAUACCUAAAAUCCUUUUAUUCCAAGUGCAAAAGAAUAGGCUGAAGGCAAUUAUCUGCUUUCAGACAUGGUUCCUGAAUUGUUUCAAAUGUCUCUAAAAGUCUGGCUUUAUAACAAUUUAAAACCAACAAUGUUGAUUUUAGAUAACCCAGUAAUUAUUAUAAUACGAAAUAAUUUUUACAUAUAAGAAACAAAAUAUAAUCAGAGUAAAUUCAGACAUUGUGACUGUGAUGUUGUCUUGCCUUGCAUGAUGCUGGAAGGGGAGGAAGGGGGAGGGAGAGAAAAGAAAUUGUUUUUUUUCUGUGCUUUCACUCAGUGGAGGGAGAGCAUGUAUUGCGCUACAAGAAGAAAGCUAAUAAAUAGGCUGGGAGUAAUAUUCUACCAGCAGGAACUUGACAGCUCCAGUUAAAUACUCCUUUGCAGAGCAAAAAUCAAGAUUUAUUAAAUUUCCUUCAAAGUGUUCAUUUUAAAAACAAUUGCUGCACUAGUUGGUUUGGUUCAGGGGAUAGAGCAUCAGCCUGAGGACUGAAGGGUCCCAAGUUCGAUUCUGGUCAAGGGCACAUGCCUGGGUUGCGAGCUGGAUCCCCAGUAGGGGGUGUGCAGGAGGCAGCCAAUCAAUGAUUCUCUCUCAUCAUUGAUGUUUCUAUCUCUCUCUCCCUCUCCAUUCCUCUCUUAAAUCAAUAAAAAUAUUUUUUUAAAAAAAAAAAUAAAAAUUAGUCCAGCCGGCGUGGUUCCAUGGUUGAGCGUUGACCUAUGAACCAGGAGGUCACGGUUCAAUUCCAGGUCAGGGCACAUGCCUGGGUUGCGGGCUCGAUCCCCAGUGUGGGGGUGCAGGAGGCAGCCGAUCCAUGAUUCUCUCUCCUCAUGGAUGUUUCUAUCUCUCUCUCCCUUUCCCUUCCUCUCUGAUAUCAAUAAAAAAAAUUUUUUUAAUUAAAAUUAAAAUUAAAAAAAUAAAAACAUUUGCAAAUUUUAAUUAUACUGCUGAAUCAGAUGUGAAUACCAAAGAUCAAGUUUUUCUUUCCUCUCAAUAAAUAUCAAUAUUAGUAAUACUGGAGGGUAAAAGUAUAAAUAGUUUUUGGACAGUAUUUGCACCCUUGUUUGUGUUAUGGAGAAAAAAAAUUCCAAAAAGAGCUAGAGAGAAAGAUGUUUGGCAUGCCAAAUUACCUUGCACGUUUGUUUUAAAAAACACACACAAGCACAUGGUUUGAAGAUAAACCAGAUCUGAACAUGUAUUUGUUGAUUUUUGCAAAAUAAAAUUAGGUUUCAUUUUAUAAAUAAAA